Messenger RNA from Acanthopagrus latus (yellowfin seabream), 3623 nucleotides. Its product is annotated as verrucotoxin subunit beta-like. Gene Ontology annotation, molecular function: protein binding. The record is from RefSeq and is a predicted model, not a curated record. The transcript has 5 exons. Bases 351 to 3350 code for a protein of 999 amino acids. NCBI's taxonomy places the organism in Eukaryota, Metazoa, Chordata, Actinopteri, Spariformes, Sparidae.
CACAUUUUCAUGUCCAGAAGUGAAAGUGAAAGGUUUUCAGACAGAUGCAGAGCUGCAGAGGAAGACAUCAGGUUAUUCUUAACAAAGAAUCUCAUCCAAACACCGCUCACUGAAGCGAUGUCCAAACAUUUCUACUGAUGGAAAGUAACUCAACUCACUGAGGAGGAGGACUUCUUCCUGUACUUUACCCCAUGAGUUUUCCCUCUACUGUAACAGGACUGAACCAGACUGCAUGAUAAAACAGACAAACGGACCCUGAGAGAGGGGAGGACAGUAACCUGGAUACACAGAGGAUGACUGACUGAUGGGACACAGAUGAAAACAUAAAAAAAGGCAGGAAAGCCUGAGCAAUGGACUCUGAAGCCAGAGGGACGAUGGAGGUGGCGGCGCUCGGCCGACCUUUCAGCCUCGGGAUGCUGUACGACUGCCGCAAAGAUUCACUCAUCCCCGGACUAACAUUGUGGGACCGCAGUGACCUGGAAGAACAUAUUGGAGAAAGACCACAGAGCUAUAAUGACUUUGAGAUAGUUGCAUCUGAAUCAAUUGAGGACAAAUCUUCAGCACUUAAUGUUGAAGCCUCUUUGAAGGCGAGUCUCUUGGGCGGACUGGUUGAGGUUGAUGGAUCGGCAAAAUACCUGAAUGAUAGUAAGACUUCGAAAAAUCAGGCCAGAGUAACACUGAAGUACAAAGCUACCACAAAAGUCCAAGAACUGUCGAUGGAUCAUCUUGGACGAGACAACAUGAAGCAUUCAUAUGUCUUUGAUAAAGGGUUAGCCACACAUGUAGUCACAGCUAUUCUCUACGGAGCACAAGCCUUCUUUGUCUUUGACCAUGAGGUGUCAGAAAAGGACAGUCAUCAAGACAUUGAGGGUAAGUUGAAGUUGAUGAUCAAGAAAAUUCCCGAUCUUGCUAUAGGGGGUGAAGGUUCACUGAAAAUGGAAGACAAAGACAGAGAAAAGGUUGAGAAAUUCUCCUGCAGAUUCUUUGGAGACUUUUCACUUCAGAAAACUCCGACAUCCUUUGACGAUGCAAUACAAGUCUAUCAAAGUUUGCCAAAAUUGCUGGGAGCCAACGGAGAAAAGGCCGUACCAAUGAAGGUCUGGAUGUUGCCACUGACAUGUUUAGAUUCUUCUGCUGCUAAACUCGUCCGUCAGAUAGGCAUAAGAUUAGUUCAAAAAACACAGAGGGUCCUGGAGGACUUCAGUGAGCUGGAAAUGAGAUGCAACAAUGCAUUGAAAACCACCACUGCACAGCAGUUCCCACAGAUUGACACAAAGAUUAAAACAUUUAAAGAGAUGUGCUCUGAGUUCAAGCUGGAAUUCCAACAAACCUUGGCAAAGAAACUUCCAUCAAUCCGAGGAGGCGGAGAAGAGGAGGCUGUGCUCGCAGAGAUCCUGAAGAAGAUACAUUCUUCUCCUUUCAGCAGCAAAGACCUGAACAAGUGGUUCGACUGUAAAGAGAGAGAAAUUAACACCUUAAAGUCGUUCACCAACAUGAUGAAGAAUACUAAGAUUGUGUCAUCUGAAACAGACAUAUACAAGGAAAGUCUCAGUGCACAGCAUGCUGUGUGUUUUGUUUUCACCUCGCUGGGAAGUGAUGAACCGUACCUCUCAAAUUUAUCAAACUACUUAGAAGAAACAACCAAACCAGACAAAGCUCGAGGGUCUCAUACGCAUGAGUUAGAGAAGGAACAAUGGUAUGCUUCAAAAGAAGUAGCAGAUACAAUGAGGAGGAAAGCAAAAGUCUUCAGUGACUUUGCAGAGGCCAACAAGGAUGACAAGAACAUUAAGUUCUUGGCAGUUGGUUCAACGGAUGAAACACAGAAGGGCUCAAGCAUCUACCUUUAUAAAGACGGCUUCUCUAUCAAUGAGAACUUUGAGCCUCCUUCAAAGCCUGAAACUGUGACAGUCAGAGACAUAAACCACAACAGUGUGACACUGAAGAUUUCCCCAGCAAGGUCUGGAGCAGAGAACAUCACCUCCUACUCUGUUGAGUACUGUGUCAGUGGAGAGGAUGGAUGGAAAGAAAAGACGGCAUCAGAAGCUGAAGAAGUCACAGUGAGCGAUCUGAGUCCAAACACAGAGUACAAGUUCAGAUGCAGAGCAGUGACCUCAGUAGGUGUUGGACCAGCCAAUGAAGUCAGUGGUUCCAUUAAAACCUUACCUUGCAGCCCUCCUGGAAUACCUCAAGUUGAACCAAACUCAAGUGAGAUAUCAGUCAGCUGGGACAAACCUGAUGAACUUUUACAAUAUGUCGAGAUCGUGAGCUACAUCGAGGGGUACGCCGAAACAGACAGCAGGGUGAAAGAGGAAGAUCUCCAAUGGACCCAAAAGAUGUUGAAGACUGAACAGUCGAUUAUUUCAGAGCUCAUGUCAGAGACGGAAUACGCUGUCGGGGUCAGGGGUGAUUGUGCCAAAGCUGGAAGAAGCAAAGAAAGCAUCUCUGUCAGUGUCUGCACAAGAAAAUAUUCACCACUUGCAGAAUCCCUCAGAAGUACAAGCACAUGUAUUAAUACUAAAUCACCCUCAGUUCAUAAACUGCACCUGACAGAAGAAACUGUGGACAUAGGUGGAUGCCAGAUGUAUAGCUUUGGCAACCACAUCGUGAGGCAGAAUCGAACAAUCAUUAUUUUUGGUGAGCCUGACUCUGGAAAGUCCCGUCUGAUCAAUGGAAUGAUCAACUACAUUGUUGGUGUCAAGUGGGAGGACAAUUUUAGAUUUGUGUUAAUUGAUGAGGAUCAGUCGAGACCACAAGGUCCCAGUCAGACUUCAGAAGUCACUGUAUACAAAAUCAACCAUCAGGAUGGGUUUAAAAUAGACCACUCACUGACCAUUGUUACUAUUGACUUUCCAGACGUCGACAGACACAAACAGAUCCGAGAACAGCUGUUCAGUCUCUUCACUUCUAUUCUACGUGUCAGAGAAAUUAACGCUGUGUGUUUCGUAGUUCAGGCUGCUUUAGCUCGACUCACACCAACACAUAAAUAUAUGUUUGAUACUGUGCUUUCAAUCUUUGACAACAGUGUGGCAGAAAUCCUCAGAGUUCUGGUGACAUUUGCAGAUGGCCAGCUUCCACCAGUUCUAGAGGCAAUCAGCGUUUCAGGUGUCCCAUGUCCUCUAUCAGAAGACGGGCUGCCACUUCACUUCAAAUUCAACAAUUCAGCGUUGUUUGCAGACAACAAAUCAUCUGCAGCAGGCAGCAGGAGUAACGAUGGAGGCUUUGAUCAGAUGUUUUGGAACAUGGGAACAAGAAGCAUGGAGACGUUCUUUGAUGGUUUGAAUGUGAUGAAAACCAAUAGCUGGACACCGACAGCCCUUAUUUUGAUGGAAUUGCAAAAUAGGAGUAUUUAGAUGGUUAGAAGGUUAGAAGAUUAUAGGCUGCAGGUUGUUUUUGAGAAACUGAAAAGAACACAUGCUGACAUACUCAUAUAAAAAUCUGCUCCAAUGCCACAUGAUCAUGAACAUUUUCAUUUUUGUGUUUUUAACAUAAAUGUUCAAAUCUGUUUCAUUGAGUUUUCACACUGAGUCAUCAGCUUCCUGCUUAUUUUAACAUGUUUUAUCUACUAUUUUCUUUCUUUUUGGAGAUUUAAAAACUUAAAGACGAUCUGAAUAAUGUUUAAUUAC